This is a messenger RNA of Folsomia candida, 1954 nucleotides long. RefSeq names its product esterase E4. The coding region runs from base 53 to 1813 and encodes 586 amino acids. The transcript is spliced from 7 exons. NCBI's taxonomy places the organism in Eukaryota, Metazoa, Arthropoda, Collembola, Entomobryomorpha, Isotomidae. The record is from RefSeq and is a predicted model, not a curated record.
UUCAGUCAGUUUUAGUUGACGAGUCGACUUUGAAGUUGAAACUGGGUACAAGAUGAUUCUUUUUCAUGCAAUUGUUGCAUGCCUAAUUAUUGCAGCAUGUACAACUUCAUCAUCUGGAAGCUCUGUUCCGCACGUAAAACUAGCAACAGGUGAACUGGAAGGGUUGAUUGGUGUUUCAAGGAGUGGAAGAGAAUUUCACAAGUUUUUGAGCAUUCCUUACGGCAAAGUUUCGAAACGAUUUGCGAUAUCGGAGCCUGCAGAUCCAUGGAGUGGUGUGAAGAAAGCCAUCGAUUCGGGCGAAGGAUGUAUAUCCUACGACAUGUUUGGUGGUGUUUCUGGCAGUGAAAAUUGUCUCACUCUCGACGUUUACAAACCUAUCACCAACUCGAGCAAUGGUGAAAGCAAACUACUGGAAGUUAUGGUUUGGAUUUACGGUGGUGGGUUUAUCUCUGGAUCAACGGAAUCCUACGAUGGAAAUUUCUUCAUGGACAAGGACGUCGUUCUCGUCUUGAUGAAUUAUCGUUUAGGAGCGAUAGGAUUCCUGAAUCUGGGCACCCCCACCGCUCGUGGGAACCAAGGAUUAAAGGACCAAGUUCUGGCCCUCCGCUGGGUACAGGACAACAUCGCUCACUUUUCUGGGGACAAGGAGAAGGUGACAAUUUUUGGAGAAAGCGCGGGGUCCGUGUCCGUCUCCCUGAUGCUGACCUCGCCGAUGACGAGGGACGCUGGGUUGUUCCACCGAGCAAUCAUGCAGAGCGGAACUUCUCUCAUGCCCGCCAUCUACAAUGGAGCGGAUGGGCCCACUCUGGCCAGAAGAUUGGGUCAGGCUGUGGACUGCCCCACCAGCAACGACGACUACUUGGUGGAAUGCUUGCAAAAGAUUGAUCCCAAAAUUUUGGGGGGAUUUGGAAAAUUCAACGACGAGUUUGGAUAUGACGAAAACGCCAUAAUCGUCGGACCGUCAUUUGAAAUAUACAAGCAAGGGGAAAAUGACGACAGAAUAUUCAUGAGUGAAGAUCCCUACGUUUCCGCGAAAAAUGGAAAAAUUGCAAAAGUUCCCACAAUAAUUGGGCUCAUGCACACGGAGAGUGGGUGGAGUGCAUUGCCUGUAAUUAACAAUUCGACCACGUUGAAUCGCUUAAAUUUUCAAUGGACUCGUCGGCUGGCUUCGAUGCUGUACAUGAGUAAAACGGCAGAAGACCCGGGUUCCAUCAGCGAACGUAUAAAGCAACAAUUUUUCGGUGGAAAGAAAGUUUCUAAUGACAGCCAGGGCGUAGCAGAAUUAGAGCAUUUGUUAGACGAGAGACAUUGGAUUCAUCCCGUUCGUAUCUUGGCCCCACAGCUUUUCAAGCAUAAUGGAGGGUUUGUGUAUCUUUACAAUUUCACGAAACCCAUGCUUUCCCUUCCACCACCGUUCGGAAAUGGGCUACAAAGAAAAGCAAGUCAUGGGGAUGAUGUCAAGUUCUUUUUCGGGAUUCGCGGAUAUUUUGCCAAGUUUAUGCCAGGAUUAAACGAGGACGAAACUAAACUAUCGAAAACUUUGGUUGAUAUGUGGGUAGAAUUUGCCAAACAAGGAAAACCGAAACCGCUGUGGGGAGCUGGUUCUGAGACUGGAGCAGAAACAAUAAAGCAUUGGCCUCCAGCUUUCACCACAAGUGACACAACAACAGUCGACCACCAACUUCCGACUUUCUUGUACGUUGAUGACGAACCAAACGUAAAUAAAGUUGGCGACUGGUACCAAAAUAACGGGCAAUUUUGGGAUGGGUUAAGCUUGAAGGAAUAUGGAAAGAAAUGGGUUUCUGAAAAUUAAUGAAAAAAAUACUGCAUCCUUACAAAUUUCUUGACAAGAUUUGCAAGUAUUGAAAAUGUUUCAUUUCAUCCAACUUUUAUUUGUGACAUAGUUAAUCGCCCAAUGCAAAUAAAUCGUGAUCAGUGAAAAUCUUGCGGAGAA